CAUUGCCGCCGCAUCCCCUUUCAUGAUGCAGUUAAGGUUCUUGAUGAUAUGCAUAAUAGAAUUGUAUCUUCCUGGAAUAGAAUAAUCAAUGGAUUUGCUGCGAGCCUGCGAACACUUUAUGAUGCAGCAGUCGGGCAUUCAGUUUUUAGGCAGGGAGGAAGAAGCAAAAGCGGUAGCACCAGAAGUGGAAGGAGUCGUAACCCUUUUGAUUCGACACCUUCCUGAAGCCAUACCUCAUGACACGCUCUCUAGACUUUUCUCCAACUACGGUGCUUUUUCUGUCCGUCCUUGCUCUGCUCCUCAACUAAGAAACUGCGCUUUCCUGGAUUUCAAGAAUGAAGCAUUGGCUUACCAGGCAUUUCGUCAAUUGAAUGGGCUGAGGUUUCUUGAUAAAGUCUUAUCAGUGGAGAGAGCUAGUAACGAGCCAAUUGUGGAUACCAAACUGAAAAAAAGUGAAGCUCAUAUGCCACCCACAUCUACGUCUAUGUUCAAGGAUGCUACUAAACAUACAAUUUUAGGGUCUACCCCUGCUAGCGAACCCAUUGCCCCAAGGCUUGGUGUUGAAUAUCCAUUUCCUCCUCACUUGGAAUAUGUGUAUCCUCCACCAGACGGAAAUAUACUGACUAAUAUUGUAAAUGCUCUUAUUGCCGUUCCUCGCUUUUAUACUCAGGUGUUGCACUUGAUGAACAAAAUGAAUAUUCCAGCUCCAUUUAGAAUGGCUCUGCCCACUCCACCCCUGCCAUCUUCAGUACCUGCACCACCACCACCACCACCUCCCCUUUCUGUACCUGCGAAGCCUCAUUUGGAAGAUCUGUCCAGUGGUGAUUCAGAAAUGGAAUCUUCAGAUGAGGAAAUAGAUGGAGAAACUUAUCUUAUUGGAGCUUCAACAGUAAAAAAAUUUAGCCGAAAGCGUCGCAAGCAAGAAGCGAUUGUGGGGCCUGCAGUUGAUAAAGAUGUCGCACAUGAGGCUGUUGGAUUAAAACCUGCCACCUUGGUUCCAAAAGAAAUUCCAAUGAUUAAAAAGAAAAACCCUGUUUUACAGAUCAAGAUUGCCCCAAAAGUGAUUCAGAAUGAACACAGAGAUGACACGACAUCAAAAGAAUUAGAGGAGCCAGACAAAGAGGGUUUGGAUAUUAAACCUUAUGCAACUUCCGAAGAGCUAGAGAGUGGAAAGUUGCCCCCAGAGGAAAUUUUAUCUCUACCAAUGUUUAAGAACUAUACAGCUGGGAAUCCUACAUCAGUGUUGUAUGUAAAGAACUUGGCAAAGGAUGUAGUGGCUAAUGACUUCUACUUCAUUUUUGGAUCAUUAUUUGGAAGCGUCGAUGCAACUAAAUCCGGCCUCAGUGUGAAGCUUAUGCAGGAGGGAAGAAUGAGAGGACAAGCCUUUGUGACAUUUCCAUCAGUUGAACUUGCCCAUCGCGCAUUGGCCGGUACCCAUUGUUGACUCUCGUGAGGUUAGCGAAUCUUAAAGAUUUCGAUUUUGCUCGUGGCCAGGGGUUUGAGAAUUCAUUUAUAAGGAAGACAUACUAGGUGCGCUACCAGCGUAUACAUCCUGGCAAUGCAAUAUAGCCCUUAAACUUAUGGUAGCAUCUUCAUAUCAUAGCAUAGGCCAUUACGUGUAUCUUAACAACCAUACGUCAUCAUAAUCAUGCAUGCAUACUACUCGGGAGGUUUCUGUGAUCUCUCCAACUUUGUUUGCCCUAUUCGGGAUAGAAGAUUGCACUAGCUUACAAGCCGAAACGUCUUUGGUGACCUAUUCUGUGAUGAUGAAAUGAUGAUCGGAAUGACCGCCAGCGUUGGCUGAGAGUUGUUGACGCUCGUACCCGAUGAAGAGGCCCCGUAUAGGGUCUUGGUCUGCCACGUUUGAGAAAUGGGCCUCGGGAUAGAACUUUUAUUUGAGCUCAACCCGUUACCUCGUCUAGGGUGUAAAAAAAAAAACUAGAAAACCGGUUGAACCGGACAGACAGAAUCAGUGAGUUCAGUCUGGUUUUUAAACGGUCCAGUGUUGUACCGGUUCUUAAGAAUUGAAAUCGGUCCUAAAUCGGUGUAGUACUGAGUUUCAUAUUUUGAAAACCAGUUUAAACCGAGUUGGAUCUGCAGGUUUUAUAAGAAUUUUAUGAUAAUCAAAAGUUUGGGAAGCUGAUGAAUGCCACAUUUAUUGCUCUAAUCCCUAAGAGAGUGGGUGCUUUGGAGUUGAAGGAUUUCCGUCUCAUUAGUUUGGUAAGUGGAAUUUAUAAGAUAAUUUCGAAGGUUUUGGCAAAUCGAAUGAGCAAGGUGAUGGAUAAGAUUAUUUCUAAACCCCAAAGUGCAUUUGAUAGAGGCCGACAAAUCAUUGAUUUUGUGCUGAUUGCAAAUGAGUGUUUAGAUAGUCGGAUGCGGGAAGGUGUUUCGGGGGAUCUUUGUAAGCUGGACAUGCAAAAGACGUACGAUCACGUAGACUGACCAGUUGAAUUCUAAUUAGUUGGACAGACCAUUUGUGGCGGAUGGGGUUUAUAAGGUGAUUGGUGGGGGUAUAUAAAUAUGAUGCGUUAGGACCUUGACUUUUUUGUUAAAGAGACAGGUGGUUUGCAUUAAGAAGAAUCCUCCUAAAACUAAUUGUCUCCAUUCCAUUACACAUGAAAGUAAUCUAAGAGCCAAUAUUUUUCAGUUUUUGUUUUUAACAUUCUAGUUUUUUGUCAUAGUCUUAGUCCUGUAGUUCUAAACCUUUUUUAUCGGUAAAUAAUAGUUUAUUGAUGAUAGACAAUAUGCAUGAUAACUACAGUCCAAGACAAAACUCUUAUCAUAU
Molecule: messenger RNA, 2785 nt
Organism: Juglans regia (Persian walnut)
Lineage: Eukaryota; Viridiplantae; Streptophyta; Magnoliopsida; Fagales; Juglandaceae
Product: U11/U12 small nuclear ribonucleoprotein 65 kDa protein
Exons: 12
Coding region: 89-1444 (451 amino acids)
Biological process (GO): mRNA splicing, via spliceosome
Cellular component (GO): U12-type spliceosomal complex
Molecular function (GO): pre-mRNA intronic binding; U12 snRNA binding
Source: RefSeq, a predicted model, not a curated record